AUGGACCCCACGCAAGACCAUGACAUCUUUGAUGUGACGCUUAUGGGCCAUCCAGAGGCUCGGAGCGUGGAUGAGUUGUGGGCUGGCAAAAUGGACGUCAAAGAGCGACGCCGACUGCAAAACCGUCUGAAUCGACGGGCAUACAGGAAACGGCAGGCCGAACAAAAGCUGCUUCGGAAGAGGACCAUGGCUGAAGCCGGCAUUGAGCCCGAGAGCGGCCGUCGCAACCGGUCGCCCACCCUCCCCGGUGUUGGCGUCUUUGUGGUCGGAGUGAAGGAUGAGAAGAUAUCAAACGGUCCCAUCUCUCUAAGAUCCUUGAUAUCUGCUGCUGGCAAGCUCUCUGCACAAACCAACGUGACGAUGUCUACCGAUUCGUCCAAGCCAUCACGCCGUCAUCAUAAACAUAGGCUCGUGCAGUCGUGGUGUCGAAGACUUGAAGAGACAAUGCUGCAUGUUGGUUCUAUCAAUGUCGAGCUCGACGACCAAGACGCCUCGGUGACAGAUUCAGAUCCCGUCAAGUUCGAAGAAAACAUCAUCCACGCCAUAGACAUACGCUACCACACGUUCAUUCCCAGCCCGGAAGAUCAGCUUCUUAACCUCAUGUACUACAAUGUCUUCCGGGGACUUGCUAAGAACAUUAGAGCGUUGAACCUCGAAAUGCACCUUAUGGCGUCUUGGGCCUCGGACAGUCCUUUUAUCUCUGGGAAUAUUGACACUUCGACUCUAGCCCCGGAUUUUCAGCCGACAUUCCUCCAACGAACCGUGGCGCACCACCCAUGCUUCGACAUCUUUCCUGACUCUGUUGUCAGAGACAAUGCUAUUGAAUACUGGUAUAUCGAAAAACAUCCCUUAGAGGGAAGGCUAUGUAUGGCGAUUGCCGGCAGGCAUACAUGGCAUGAGAUCGACCUUGCUUUGAAACAUGGGUGCGUGCUAUGGGGCGAACCGGAUGUUACUGAGAGUUGGGAGGUCACUCAAGGCUUUGCAGACGACUGGCCCUUCCUCGUCAAGGGCGCUGUUCGCCUGGAGGCUGCCACUAAUCGAUAUAGGGCGCUGCGAGGUGAGCCGCCAAUUUUCUUUGCCUGA
Molecule: messenger RNA, 1083 nt
Organism: Cladophialophora bantiana CBS 173.52
Lineage: Eukaryota; Fungi; Ascomycota; Eurotiomycetes; Chaetothyriales; Herpotrichiellaceae
Exons: 2
Coding region: 1-1083 (360 amino acids)
Source: RefSeq, a predicted model, not a curated record